This is a messenger RNA of Zalophus californianus (California sea lion), 3948 nucleotides long. RefSeq names its product ras homolog family member Q (gene RHOQ). Gene Ontology annotation, biological process: cortical actin cytoskeleton organization; small GTPase-mediated signal transduction. The coding region runs from base 149 to 766 and encodes 205 amino acids. The record is from RefSeq and is a predicted model, not a curated record. Gene Ontology annotation, molecular function: GTP binding; GTPase activity. The transcript is spliced from 5 exons. Lineage: Eukaryota; Metazoa; Chordata; Mammalia; Carnivora; Otariidae.
GUAGCCGCUGCAUGGGGCCGGGGGGGCGGCCCUGCUGCGCGGAGCGGCGGCGGCGGCGGCGGCGGACCCCCCAGGCGGGCUGGGGCUGAGCCCGGGGCCGGGGCGGGGGCUCCGGGGGGACCAUGCCCGGAGGCCGGCCGGCCGCAGCAUGGCUCACGGGCCCGGCGCGCUGAUGCUCAAGUGCGUGGUGGUCGGCGACGGGGCGGUGGGCAAGACGUGCCUACUCAUGAGCUAUGCCAACGACGCCUUCCCGGAGGAGUACGUGCCCACCGUCUUCGACCACUACGCAGUCAGCGUCACCGUAGGGGGCAAGCAGUACCUCCUGGGACUCUAUGACACGGCCGGACAGGAAGACUAUGAUCGUCUGAGGCCUUUAUCUUAUCCAAUGACUGAUGUCUUCCUUAUAUGCUUCUCUGUGGUAAAUCCAGCCUCAUUUCAAAAUGUGAAAGAGGAGUGGGUACCGGAACUUAAGGAAUACGCACCAAAUGUACCCUUUUUAUUAAUAGGAACUCAGAUUGAUCUCCGAGAUGACCCCAAAACUUUAGCAAGACUGAACGAUAUGAAAGAAAAACCCAUUUGUGUGGAACAAGGACAGAAACUAGCAAAAGAGAUAGGAGCAUGCUGCUAUGUGGAAUGUUCGGCUUUAACCCAGAAGGGAUUGAAGACUGUUUUCGAUGAGGCUAUCAUAGCCAUUUUAACUCCAAAGAAACACACGGUAAAAAAAAGAAUAGGAUCAAGAUGUAUAAACUGUUGUUUGAUUACGUGAGAAACAGCUUCAGUGGCCAAGGAAACUGUCCAUUUCUCUCAAAAAGCAUAUGAAAUGCUACAGCUAUACCCAGACCUCUUAUAAAUAAUGAAGCAGUUUAAAACUUGAAAGAAAAAACAAACAAAACCUGUCCUCAGAAUUCUAUAAAAUUCAUUAAGAAUGUUUCUUAAAGGUCCAAGAAGCAGCAAACAGCAUCUGAAGCCACAAUCUACUAUAAAUACUUUAUUUCAACUAGAAGGUACAAUCUCUCAGGGGUUUCAUAGUUUAAAAAGCUACAAUCAUACCAUGUUGUAACUACAUAAAAAACAGUGCUGUAAAUGGAACUGCCUGGCUUAGACCAUGUACAUUUCUGCACAGUCUUUAUGGAAUCUGCACAACGAAGUAUCUUCUCCCUUUGCUCCAAUUAAUGGUUCUUGUAUGUAAGUUGCUUUCUAUUCCAGUAUAUCCAGAGUGGUGAAAUCACAAGGCCAGCCACGUAGCCAAAGGUCGCUCCAAGCGUACAGGAGAUGGGCCAUACCUGAGGAGAGAAUGUAUGAGAUCAAAAAAGAAUAACUGUUUUAUUAUUACUUGAGCACAAGUUAAGUGUAACCUAAAUAUUUCUAUAUUAAAGCUUAAUGUGCUUUCUUAAAGAAUGCCAAAAGUGUAAUAAGGUCAUAACUGCAUUUAUCAUGAACACUAAAAAUGUACACAUUCUAGUUAAUGUACAUUCGACUGUAACAAGGCUUCUGGCGACUGUAGAUUUAGUUUGAUGCUCCCCAAACUGCAUGAGAUACACCCUAAAAUUACAAAUUAAAAUUCUAGGUCAGACUUUGUCAUAAUCCUGGACUCGAUAUAGCUGUCUGAAGUAGCUGGCAAUUUAGUCUUUUAAUUUCCACCUUGGCUUAUAUAAUCAGAUGACAUGAGACGUGUGUAUGCUGACCAAACUACAAGAAACUUUAAAUAGUGCUAAAGAGAACAGACCUAGAGUUCGAGCAUGUUACAUGGAAUUUAUAACAAAGCAACUGCUUCCACAGUAAUCCUGAUGUUACCUUUCAGACACAGGUAUUGGAACCAUAGCAGAAGUUCUAGAACUAUAACUUAUGUACACAACUAGAGUGUCAGUUAAAUGAAAUACUGGCUUCUAAAUACCCAUUUUCUCCAGCCAUAUUACAUUUUGCAAUAUUACAUCAAGCAAGCCAGAAGUAAAUAAUGUUGAUUUCUUUCAUCCACAGGCAGUGCAUGCUAGUCUCUAGGUGAAAGGCCCUGCUUUAAAAAAAAAAAAAAAUUAUGUUCAUCUGUGAAGCUUAUUUGGUAUACUGGAGCCUUUUCUAAUCUUUCUCUGGGGGAUCAGGCCAUAGAACUGUGUUAGAGGUGACCCAUCUUAAUCACUAGUUCUGUAACCUAAUUAAGCUUCCUUGUUUGGUCUGCUACUGGAUCUGCCUUGUUCCAAAUGCCAUGCAACAGACAACAGUGUUAGACAAAGUUUCAGUGUGAACAAAUUAAUGCAGUUCAGAGAAGCAUAAUCUAACCCAUAAAUUUUUCUCCAGCCUUUCCUACAUUUAAACUUGCUGUUGACUAAAUUGUGAUUUAUUUAUGUCUUUGGUGCGCUUCUGUUAAUUUCCAUGACUUGAGCUAAUCGCUUUUGUCUACUGCACAGAUUGGGUAAUGGAACACUAAACUUUUAUACUUGAAAAUGACAGCCUUAAAUGCUCAUAUCAGUCACAAAUCUAGGAUGUACUGUCUUGUAUGUGAGCUUUGUAGAGAUUUUUAAAAAUAUAAGCAUCAUCUUCCCCACGGAAGAGUGGAAAGUCUACUGGAUAACUAGUCAGGAUCUUUCUCUCCGAACUGGACAGUGGAUGUCUUCCUUCUCCCAAAAAGUGAUGGUUCAUAUUAAGUACCAUGGCCUUAUGUGUGUUCAAACAGAAUCUUUAUGUAACUUUCUCAUUUAAUUUGGGUUGAUUAUUAGCUAUUUUUAGAUACAACUGAAAGGAAUUGCAUAAAUCAAUUAGUAUAUUAACUAAGUUGUCCAACACAUGGUAUAAAGGAAUUAAGACAGUAAAGUAGUAUACGUUUCCAACUGGCCUUUGGGGAUUUGAUGGGGACUUUUUUUUCCUUCAGUUCACCUCUGAAACUUUUCAUACUUGGUUUACUAGCCAAUUAAAAGUCUAGAACUUGAUAUGCCCUACGAGAAAUGGACUAGGAAUCCGGAAACAUAAACUCUGGUGUCACUGUUUCCUGCCUGGGCCUCAGUUUCUUCAUCUAUAAACAUGGGAGGUAGAAAGAGAGGACCUCCAGCAUCUCUCCCAUUUAUCAACUCUUAUGAUUCUCUUCUUUCUUACUCACAAUAUUCAUUGUUGGACAUUACCUUUUCAGCUGCACAUUCUUAAGAUGGUAAAAAUCCUGUAUAUAGAUUAUUAGAACUCUAAGCAAAGAUGAUUGUAUCAUCUGAACCUGAGGUGCCUUAGGUACUCUAUUGACCUUGAUGGGGUUUGGAGUUUCCCAUUGCUUAUUAAGAGCCUUUUCAUUGCUUUGAUUCCUUAGUAUUUCUUUUUGCACUCAAUCCUUCCUGCCACCCUAUAAAAACCAAAGAUUUGUUUUCUAUUCAUGAGCAGAUUGUAGAAAAAUUGCCUUAUUUUCAGAAGCACGUCCUCAUUAAAGACUUAAGUUUCAGCAGAAAUUGAGACUAAUCACUGGAACAACUAGUUCAAAGUAGUAAAAUAUCUGGGAAAUAAAAUACUUCAAAAAUAUCUUAACUGACAUGAAUUUUGCUAGUCAAUGCAAAUACAUUGCUUCAAAUAAGGUCAUGUAUGAAUGAACUUAACGUACAGUUAUUUUUUUUUUUUUGCAUAUAAUCAGUUCUGAAGUUCUUAAAAAUAAUUUUAGGGGCUCCCUGAAAUCUUAUUUCUAAUACUUUGCUAACUUGUACCCUUAUUCUGUUUCUACAGAUACAUUUUAGGUUAGCCCAUGUUGAAUGAUCUUAUUUCCAGUAAGUAGAGCCUGAAUUAAUGGUUUUUAUUGUGAAUUAGUUACUUUAGGUGUUGCUUCCAUUUGAUUUUUAAUUAUUACUCUUAAGUACCAAAUUAAAUAACUGGUUUGUUGGUUGUUGUUUUUUAAGUGAUUGUUAAGAUUUUUAACAGUGUCCCAUCUUAACACAUGGGGUUAUAAAUAAAAUAAUAUGCAUAGUUUACUAUCUAUGUAAAGCA